Molecule: messenger RNA, 7187 nt
Organism: Acomys russatus (golden spiny mouse)
Lineage: Eukaryota; Metazoa; Chordata; Mammalia; Rodentia; Muridae
Gene: Znf407
Product: zinc finger protein 407
Exons: 8
Coding region: 166-6885 (2239 amino acids)
Biological process (GO): regulation of gene expression
Cellular component (GO): nucleus
Molecular function (GO): nucleic acid binding; zinc ion binding
Source: RefSeq, a predicted model, not a curated record
CCUGCCUCUGUCUACCGAGUGCUGGGAUUAAAGGUGUGUGCCACCAUGCCCGGCUGCAUUUUCUUUAUGUGCAAAGCUUUAAUACCAUGUUUGUUUAUUUUACAGGUGUAAGUUCUGGUUACAUCCAACUUUGAUAGAAAAAACACCACCAGAACUUUAUUGAGAAUGGAUUCUGAGAGUAAACAUGAAAAUGAUGAGGAUGAAAGUAUUAAGGAAGCAAGAGACACGGGAAGCGUCUUAUCCUAUGACACCAGUUGUGCCCCUGUAUCUGAUGAGAUAACAAACGCUCCUGAGAGGUUUACAAGCAAAAGAGCUUUUUCAGAGUCGUCCAACUCAGACAGUGUUGCUGUGGAGGAAGACAGAAGUGAACUUGCUUCCAAACGACUGAGAACAGAGGCAGUGGAGCCCCUGGAGCCGAGGGAGCAGGGUGCCUGUGGUCUGGGCACUGUGGAAGCUAGUGUCCAUUUGGCUGAAGCGGGAAAGGAGGCCUUUCCAGCAAACCUCUCAGAAGGAGGCAGAGCUCUUCCAAAUGCCUUCUCCCUGCCUUCUCUGAAAACAGAUGCAACGAGAAAGCCUGCUCAGGACACGGGUUCCCUUGUUCUGGAAAGACAUGCUCCUUUUCCUCCAGAAGAAAUGAGCGUUGCCUGUAGCUUUGGAGAUGUAGAUACAGCUCUUGAGUGCAGAGUAUGUGGCCAUUUAUUCUCUUCCUGCUCUGCCUUGGAAAAGCACACACAAUGCCAUGUGGGCCAGGGGGAGGAGCAUGCCUGCUGCCAUUGUAGCCACAAAGCGGAAAGUAGCGCAUCUCCUCACAUGCAUGCCACACACACUCCAGGGCCACAGAAAGUCUUUUCCUGUGCCCUCUGUGGCUUUCAUUGUGCUGAAGAAAGCAUGUUGACUGCACAUUGUCUUGGCAAAACCCACCUUCGUCGUCAGAACCUUGCUGCUCGCGGAGGAUUCGUGCAGAUCCUAACAAAACAACCCUUUCCUAAAAAAGCCUGUGUCACGGGAACAAAGAAUGUCAGAACAAAACCAAGAGCUUCUAAGCCAAUAGCAGGGAAUGAGGAUUCAAAAGGAGCGCAGAGCCCUGGGAACACAUGGAGGGGCUGCAGAGGAGCCCUUUCUCAACACAGUGCCGGCGGCAGUGGUGAGCUUCUUGUGGAGAUGGUGUCACCUAGCAAUAUCUCAGCAGGGAAAGCAGAAGUAGUUGAGGAAAAUGUCACUUUUGGUGUAGCUCAAAACCCUGAAAAUCAGAGCAAACAGCCAGGGGGCUUAGUAAGCUCAGAGGGUCUUUUAAAUAAAUCAGGAUUCACCAAAACCACCCUCCAGACAGCACAUAGCACUAUCAGUAGUGCCCUGAGGCCGAGAGCUGAGCGCAAUCUUCUCAUGUUGGGUAAUAGCUUCCGCAGACGAAGUGGCGCUUUUACUUUAAAGGGCCAGGCAAAGAAAAGGUUUAAUCUCCUAGGAAUUAAUAAAAGGGGUACCAAUGAGACUCAGAGGACGUUUAUGAAACACUUUAGAACACAGGUGAAAACAAAUGAUUUACAGCCAAUGCCAGAGCAAACACAAAUGGGCAAGGAUAUCCAAAGUCUGGGGGUGACUACCUCAGACAGCUUAGAAGUGAUGCAGGAUAAGACGGCUCCUUGUCUCUCAGGCCCCACCCAGCAAGGCUCCCUGCCAGUAACGCCAGCUGAGCACCAGAUGCCUGUGCAGCGCACCUGUGCAGAGUGUGCUCAGAUAGCCGCAAACAAAGCUGACUUGGAAAUUCACGCUAAAAAGUGCCAUGCAAGAGAGCCGCAGUUCUCUUGUCAGGCUUGCAGCUUUUCUAGUCCAGCAAGGGGAGGCUUCGAGGAGCACGCGCACAGGAGUCAGCAGCAGCAGGCGCCUCCUGGCCGCAGCUGCCAGCGCUGCUCCUUUACUGCCUCCAGGCAGACGAGUCUUCCAGGCCACAUGAAGGAAAAGCAUGGCAUGGGCUUCUUUUGUGCCUCUUGUGAUCUGUUCUUGUCUGAGAAAGAUGUGGAUGAGCACAGAGCAGCUGAGACGCACAAUAGUUUAGUGGUUCAACCAAAGACGGCUUCGUCGCUGAGCAGUGACUCUGUUUUACCUCUCAGUACUGGAGAGUCAGAAAACACAGAGGAUUCUAGAGAAGGGCCAGGGAAAGCAGCUCAGGAAGAACCUGCGGAGGCCAGGGUAAGCCAUGCAACGGAAGCAAGGCAUUCAAGUAAGCCUCAGUUUCAGUGUAAGAAGUGCUUUUAUAAAACAAGGUCUUCCACUGUCCUUACAAGACACAUAAAACUUCGGCAUGGCCAAGACUACCACUUUCUUUGUAAAGCAUGUAAUCUUUAUUCGUUGAGCAAAGAAGGAAUGGAGAAGCACAUUAAAAGGAGCAAACACCUUGAAAACGCUAAGAAACAUAAUAUUGGUUUAAGUUUUGAAGAGUGCAUUGAAAGAGUAUGUAUAGGUACCAAUGAUAAAAAAGACGAGUCUAAUAUUUCUGGAAGUGAAAGGCCUGAAGGCCAUGUUGGUGUGCGACUACAGGAGCAUUCCUGUCUUGAGCAGAGUGUGUUAACUCCCAAGGAACUGCCUCAGUCUGGUGUCAGCACCAAAGAUGAUGAAUUGGCCUUAGCCACUGCUCCAAAGAGAGGUAGGCCCAAAGGCAGCACCGCACGCACCUGUUCCCACUGUGGACUUUUGGCCUCUAGCAUUACUAAUUUGACCGUGCACAUCAGGCGUAAACACAGUCACCAGUAUAGUUAUUUGUGCAAAGUAUGUAAGUAUUAUACUGUAACUAAAGGAGAUAUGGAACGCCAUUGUGCCACCAAGAAACAUAAAGGACGGGUAGAAAUGGAAGCCAGUGGGAAACAAAGUGCAGAUAUAAUUGUGGGCCCAGAAGGGGGUAAUCUUGACACGUGUAAAAAGAACAGCCCUCUAGUGACGGUUUCUGAAGAACAGGCGAACAAGUCAGCUACGUUAGAUCGAUCUACUUUCGAGAAGCCAGUGGCAGAUGACGGAGAUGCAGCUGAAGCUGAUGCUGGGAAUGCAUUUCAUUGUGUAGAUGGAGAGGCCAGCAGUCAUCUUUCUGAUACAAAGGGACAGACACCUCUAGAGACAGAGGACCGUCUACAGCAUCAUGAUGUGUGCACUCAGAGAGACGUUGCUGGUUCAAGUGACAAUAAAUGUUUACACUGUGAGUUCAGUGCUCACUCUGCAGCAUCGCUAGAGCUGCACGUGAAAAGGAAGCAUACCAAAGAGUUUGAGUUCUAUUGCAUGGCCUGUGAUUACUACGCAGUGACUCGCCGGGAGAUGACUAGGCAUGCUGCGACUGAGAAGCAUAAAAUGAAAAGGCAGUCUUACCUCAACUCUUCUACUGUGGAAGCAGGUUCUUCAGAAAUAUCCAAGAGCACCAUUCUACCUGAGGAGGAGCACUCACAAAAUCCUGAGGCAUUUCAAAUAAAUCCAGACCAAUCAUCUGGUACUCUGAAAUCCAGAAAUGCUACGAAUCGUUCUUUCCUAGAUGCCAGUUCUAAUUUAGAUAUGUCUAAAGUGCUCUGUGCUCCUGACGCAGUAGAAAUUGUGACUGAGGAGGAGUCUAAUGUUAGUGAGGAUCAUUCCUUCUGUGAAAGCUUGCAACAACCCCUUGUUAAGGAUGAGAGUAUGAAACCCAAGGAAAUAGUGUCCCUUAGCACUCCAUCGAAUCACAGUUCCCCAGGCCGUCUUCACAAUGAAGGUCCAGGAAGCUCUGCUGCAGACGGUGGGACAGCAAAGGCCAACCAGGACAUGUUGAAUGAUGUUGAUGAUUCAAGAACACAUGGUGAGGAUGAGAGGGGCAGCGCAGAUGAUAGUGGAGCUAAAAUUCUUGACACGUCCCUCUGCCCUGAAGACCUAGCUGGGGCCCAUUCAGCUGAAUCCACUUCUGCUGUGGUGAUGAAAGUUCCAAGAGAGCAGCUGGACCUGGGUGGCGGUGGCCAGAAUAGAGUUGGAUGUGAACAGAGUUCAGAAGAUUUGAAAGAUGUGCAAGCAAACUCUAUUCUUGAGAAUAAGGAAAUUCUGAUGAAUUCACAACAUGAAACUGAAGUCAUUUUGGAAGAGGAUGGCCCAGCCUCUGAUGGCACUGUUGACAGUAAUGAUGUUUAUGAAACUAUAAUAAGUAUUGAUGAUAAAGGGCAAACAAUGUACAGUUUUGGCAGGUUUGAUUCUUCCAUAAUCAGAAUAAAGACAGAAGAUGGUGAAUUGGUAGAUCAGUCAGAAGAAGGUCUGAUGGCAACGGGGGUGAGAGGUAGCGAGCUGCCCCUAAAAGACUGUGCUCAAGGCCUGAAGAAGAGGAAAGUUGAAGGCAGCUCCUUCGCUGAGGCCACACGGAUCCGCUGUGACGAUUGUGGUUUCCUCGCUGAUGGGCUGAGCGGACUGAAUGUGCAUAUUGCCAUGAAGCACCCUACAAAAGAGAAGCACUUCCACUGUCUGCUGUGCGGGAAGUCCUUCUACACGGAGAGCAACCUGCACCAGCACUUGGCUAGUGCCGGCCACAUGAGAAACGAGCAGGCCAGCGUAGAAGAGCUCCCAGAGGGAGGGGCCACCUUCAAAUGUGUCAAGUGUACGGAGCCCUUCGAUUCUGAGCAGAACUUAUUUCUGCAUAUUAAAGGACAGCACGAGGAAUUGCUACGGGAGGUGAAUAAGUACAUAGUGGAAGACACCGAGCAAAUCAACCGGGAGAGAGAAGAGAACCAGGGCAAUGUGUGCAAGUACUGUGGGAAGAUGUGUCGGAGCAGCAACUCCAUGGCCUUCCUGGCUCACAUUCGGACGCACACGGGAUCAAAGCCUUUCAAAUGCAAGAUAUGCCAUUUUGCAACAGCCCAGCUUGGAGAUGCCAGGAACCACGUGAAAAGGCACCUCGGUAUGCGGGAGUACAAGUGCCGCGUCUGCGGGGUUGCUUUUGUGAUGAAGAAGCAUUUAAAUACUCACCUACUAGGCAAGCAUGGAGUUGGCACCCCCAAAGAAAGGAAAUUUACAUGCCACUUAUGUGAUAGAAGUUUCACAGAGAAGUGGGCCUUGAACAACCACAUGAAACUCCACACGGGAGAAAAGCCGUUUAAGUGCACCUGGCCAACCUGCCACUAUUCCUUCCUUACGGCCUCAGCGAUGAAAGACCACUACAGGACGCACACAGGCGAGAAGUCGUUUCUCUGUGACCUCUGCGGCUUUGCCGGAGGGACCAGGCACGCCCUCACCAAGCACCGCAGGCAGCACACAGGAGAAAAGCCUUUCAAAUGUGACGAGUGUAACUUCGCCUCCACAACCCAGUCACACUUGACCCGUCAUAAGCGUGUGCACACUGGAGAGAAACCCUACAGGUGCCCUUGGUGUGACUACAGAUCAAACUGUGCUGAGAACAUCCGCAAACAUAUUCUGCACACCGGCAAGCACGAAGGUGUCAAGAUGUACAACUGCCCAAAAUGUGACUAUGGGACAAACGUCCCUGUGGAAUUCCGGAACCACUUGAAAGACCAGCACCCUGACAUUGAGAACCCCGACCUUGCGUACUUGCACGCUGGCAUUGUGUCCAAGUCCUACGAGUGCCGCCUGAAAGGACAAGGAGCCACCUUUGUGGAGACAGACAGCCCCUUCACUGCAGCCACCCUGGCAGAGGAGUCGCCUGUCAAGGAGAAGUCCCUGAGAAACAGCAAGAGGCAGGCUCCGCCUCCUGAGCAGGUCCAGCAGGUCAUCGUCAUCCAGGGCUAUGACGGGGAGUUUGCCCUGGAUGCUUCUGUGGAGGAGACUGCUGCAGCCACACUGCAGACACUAGCAAUGGCCGGCCAAGUGGCCAGGGUGUUACACAUCACAGAACAUGGGCAGGUAAUUGCCACAAGUCAGAACGGGUCGCAUGUGGGCAGUGUUGUGCCUGGACCUAUCCUCCCAGAGCAGCUAGCAGACGGAGCCACCCAGGUAGUUGUCAUGGGGGGCUCCAUGGAAAGUCACAGUGUGGAUGAGGCUCUUAGCCCAGGGGCUGCUGUGAUACAGCAGGUUACCAAGCAGGAGGUCUUAAGUCUGUCUGAGGCUGGGGUCCCCCCAUCUGAUGGCUCCUCGGCCUUAGAUGCACUGCUGUGUGCUGUCACUGAAUUGGGAGAGGUGGAGAGCAGAGUGGUGCAUGAGGAAAAGGGCAGGCCCAGCCACAAGGACGUGCUGAUCCAGCUGCCCAGCCAGGAAGCAGCCCAUGGUCAUGCCAGGGUGGAGGCCGCAGAGACUCAGUUGUUCCACGACAGCCAGGAGAGCCCUGCCGCCAUGGAAGUGCUGACCCAGGUUGUCCGUCCGUCAGCUAUCAUCACGUCUCAGGAGCGAGCCCAGGUGGCCUUCAAGAAGAUGGUUCAGGGAGUCCUUCAGUUUGCUGUGUGUGACACAGCUGCAGCCAGCCAGCUGAUGAAGGAUGGUGUCACCCAAGUCAUUGUGAACGAGGAGGCCGCCGUCCACAUGGUGGCCGGAGAAGGCUCCCAGUUCCUCAUGCAGGAGGCUGCGACUCAUGGCCUGCGGGUGCCAGCUGAGCAUGUGGACCUGGUAGAGUCAGAAGGGGAGAUCUCACAGAUCAUUGUGACAGAAGAGCUGGUCCAAGCCAUGGUGGGUGAAUCCGACAGCAACUUCCCUGAAGGUGCCACUCACUACAUUGUAACAGAGUUGCCUCCUGGUGUGCAGGAGGACACAGGGCUUUACUCCCACACUGUGAUAGAGACGGCGAACUCUUCAGAGAUCCUGCAGGCUGGGGCUGCGCUUGGCGCUGAGGCCGUGGGCACUAAUAGCACAGAACAGUUGACAAGCAUGGUCAUCUAUACCCAGGAUGGCUCGCCAGCAGCCACCGUGAUCCAGAGCCACAGAGAAAACAGUGAACUCCAAGAAGCAUGAGGCUCUGUGCUGGGCACAGGGCAGUGUACAAAGGUCCACGUGGGCUGCCACAGAGGCCACUGAGCUUGGCUUGUCACAUUUACCUUAGAGGCAUGCGCAGCAGGCCCUUAGGCAGAGGUGACAUUGGCCACUAAAAAGACAACAGAGAGAGGUAGAGAGCCAAACCUACAGCUCAGUUGCCUAGCAACCUAAUCAGAGUUAGUGGGUGGGAUAAACAUGUGCCACAGCCUGGUCACUGGGUCCUCUGCUCAUGGCCUUGACCCUCCAGCACCACUGUGGUGAGGAGCAGUUUUCCCUGGUUU